Molecule: messenger RNA, 835 nt
Organism: Musa acuminata AAA Group (dessert banana)
Lineage: Eukaryota; Viridiplantae; Streptophyta; Magnoliopsida; Zingiberales; Musaceae
Exons: 2
Coding region: 187-753 (188 amino acids)
Source: RefSeq, a predicted model, not a curated record
AAAUCAUCGCCCAAUAAUUCAGCUAUUUUACAUUCCUGUGGGAAAUCACUAAACAAUCGACAAACGACAAAAGCACGAAAAAGGAUCGAAGCAGACGCAGCGUGGGUGGCUUGGAGAGGAGGUCUUCUAAAGCAUCGCAGAGCGGACGCCAUUUUCCUCCGCCUCUCCCAGCUGACACAGGCCGGGAUGGUGCACCAGCCCCGUCCGACCGUCCCAAAGCUGCCGGACCCGAUCCGUCUCUGUGAUCGGAUGUGGCUCAUCGGCGGCGCAGCCGAGCGCAACCCGCAGUCUCCCAGGGGGUGGAGGAAUCGCGACCCCGACGGCGUCGGGCUUGGCAUCGCGGUGGCGCUCGAGAAGGCCGGCGGGGACAGCCCCAGGUGGCUCCGCGCGACGGCCCCCAUUGCGAUCCGUUCUCCGAGAGCGAGCGGUCCUCAAGUGGCCGGGCCAGGGUGCAGCGGCGAACUGCACCGGAAGCGACCAGCUUCUUGCCGCUUACCGCCACCGGCCGCAGAACAUUUUGGGGUCGCCGACUUCCUCAGCAGUUGCUUCCUGUGCAGGAAGAAUCUACAUGGGAAAGAUAUCUUCAUGUACAGAGAGAAGGCAUUCUGCAGCUCGGAGUGCCGAUACCGGCAGAUCACGAGCGACGAGUACCAGGAGAAACGCGGCGCUGGAGCCCCGAAGCCGUCGGAGGAGAUCGCCACCUCCCCCUACUCCGGCGAUCAAUUCUUCUUUACGUGCAUCGUUGUGUCAUAAACACGAGAAUGUCGACAUGUAGAGAAAGCUUUCUGAUGAGUUUAAUGCGUAGAUACUGAGUAUAGAAGCUAAUGUUCACGAA